AGACGGCGCCGUCUUAUGUACGCAGCCAGUCAGCGCCAGCAUCAGUCGUGGUGAGCUGCGUCGGCUUCGCGAGCAACAACUGACCAAGAGCGACAUAUACUUCGGGACCGCAUUGCCAGCGGUACGUAAGUGGCCGCCGCCACACGCCAUUUGCGGCAUGCAUGAGUGCGCUGCAUCGCAUUCGCCAUGCAUGCGACCGCGUUGCCUUGAUUUUUGCUGGUAGGUGUGGCAGCCGGUGCUGAGCAUGAGGAAACUGCGGCUGCUGAGCAUCGACACCGAGGCGGAGCUGGACGCCGGAGCAGGUGACGGAGGGAGGGAGGGAAUCAGUGGGUGAGCGAGGGGACGACGUGAGGGAAUUCUGUCCGUUCCCUCCCUGUGUCUGUCGUAUGCAUUCUGCGCCAGCCAACCGCCCGUCGCCCAAGGGCAACCGCACCCACAGAAUGGACCGCACAGACCCGCUCACUAACACCAUAUUCGAAUACCACCAGGAGUACGUGCGAUGCGCUAGCAAUGGGGAGGGCUGCAGACGAGGCGACCAUGCAAAUCAUCCUUCUCUGUGUGUGUCUGCUGUUUAGGAGGACGUCCGUUCGUAUCUACGAUUUGGGCGAGGCCAAGGGGAAGCUGCUGAUAGGGAGCAGGGAGGCCGCACACGACACAAAGGUAAGUAAUUCACGUACCCUUGUGUGCUGAGGGCGAUAUCGGCAUCUGUGGUGACACAUUGCUUUGUUUGCCUGUCCAUCGGUCAGUUCCUCAAGACGGCCAAGGUCACCCAUGUGUGCAACUUGGCGGCGGGCGACACGGCGGGGGGCGAGUACACAUGCGCCUCCAAGGGCAACGACCUGCCGGAGGUGACCUUCUACGACGUCAAAAAUAUGAAGGUGGGCGGACAAACACCACACACACACACACACACGCAGAAGGACGGGCAGUCGAUAUCUCAUUCUCUCCGUGUGUAUGCAGGACGGCAGUGACGACGGGGUGCACAAUUUCGCGACAGCUGGAGUCGCAGCCAUAGACUUCUGCCUGAAAGCUCUCGAGGAUCCGGAGACCACCCUGCUGAUCCACUGCCGCGCCGGUGAGUGCGUGAGUGAGUCACUUGAGUCAGUGAGAGCCCAUCCACUGGCUGCACCAACUAACAGCCAGCCGACCAGUCAGAUGCACACACCGCCCCACGCACACAUACAUGUGUCCUUGUCUGCGUGUCUGUUUGCUGCCCACACAGGCGUCUCCCGGACUGGCUGCAUCGCUUCCUGUGUGUUGGCCGCGUUGAAGAAGGACACAUACACACAUAACCGAGGAGGGUCCGCCAGUGCCGCUGCCGCCGCGGUGCCGCUGCUGUGGACCAUGGGAAGGGCAGGAGUUUGUUCGACACGGCAUACGCCGAGGUGUGGAUCGGAUCGCUGCACACAUGCACACAUAUGCUGCCUCAUUCUCUGCGUGGCUGCUGCCUGCCUGCCUGGUGCAGGUCCGCGAGUACCGAUCUAUCGCGCCGAACGUCGGCCUCACUGAGGCGGGCAGACAGUGGUGCUCUACGAUGGCUGCUGAAGGUGCGUGUGCAGGCAGGCAGGCACUCAUAGUGUGUUUCCUCCUCACCCUGCUCUGUGUGUCCUCCUCCGUCAGGUGCCGCCUUUGCCCGUGGUCCGCCCCCGCCCCCUCGUGGCGGAAGGCCCAUGAAGUUGUUGUCGAAGGUGGACGAGAUGGAUGAGGAGAAUGACCAGAGUAAGCAGAUACGCACACACCUAUCGGUCACACCGACAUACCCCUCAUCUGCCGACGCGGUUGGCUGUCUGUCUGUCUGUCAGUGCCUCCCCCACUCCUCCCGCCCCCGGCCCCACGCGGCCGUCGUGUGGGCACGUUGUUGACCGAUACGGACGAGGAGUCUGGCACACAGGAUGAGUUGGCCGGCAAGGUCUUCAAGCCACCCGGCCGCUCACAUGGCUUCUUGAGGGAAUCGUUGCACCGCUACGCCGAUGACCAUAUGGAGGUUGACGACGGUAAGUGAGUGGAGUGACUGAGGAAACCCGACACAACUGUGUCCCUUCUCCGCAGGCUUGGCUCGUGUGGUGCCACCCAAGGCCUCAGGAGCUGCUGCGGCUGCUGCUGCUGGCCAUGGUGACGACGAGGUGAUGCAGGAUGUUCAUGCCAACGUGGGCGGCAGCCGCAAGCGGUACGUCGGCAUAGAGACACACACACACGUAUACACACACGCCCACAGUCACAGCCAAGCACCUGAUGGAUUGUGUGUGUGUGUGAUUUGUUGCAGGGGUGCCCUUGCCCGUGGUCCGCCCCCGCCCCCUCGUGGCGGAAGGCCCAUGAAGUUGUUGUCGAAGAUGGACGAGAUGGAUGAGGAGAAUGACCAGAGUAAGCAGAUACGCACACACCUAUCGGUCACACCGACAUACCCCUCAUCUGCCGACGCGGUUGGCUGUCUGUCUGUCUGUCUGUCUGUCAGUGCCUCCCCCACUCCUCCCGCCCCCGGCCCCACGCGGCCGUCGUGUGGGCACGUUGUUGACCAAUACGGACGAGGAGUUUGGCACACAGGAUGAGUUGGCCGGCAAGGUCUUCAAGCCACCCGGCCGCUCACAUGGCUUCUUGAGGGAAUCGCUGCACCGCUACGCCGAUGACCAUAUGGAGGUUGACGACGGUAAGUGAGUGGAGUGACUGAGGAAACCCGACACAACUGUGUCCCUUCUCCGCAGGCUUGGCUCGUGUGGUGCCACCCAAGGCCUCAUGA
Messenger RNA from Vitrella brassicaformis, 2734 nucleotides. The record is from the annotation of a GenBank genome assembly. Lineage: Eukaryota; Vitrellaceae.